AUGAAAUUAGCUUCGAAGAUACUAGAGCUGAUCUGUGAAGGUUUAGGAUUAGAAUCUGGGUAUUUUGAGGGUAAACUAAGUGAAAGUUCAUUGUUGGCAGUUAAUCGGUACCCGCCAUGCCCAGAUCCAAGUUUAACCCUCGGAUUACCCAAACAUUGUGAUCCCAAUCUCAUAACAAUUUUACUCCAAGGUGAAGUGCGUGGGCUUCAAGUCUUCAAGGAUGGUGAAUGGAUUGGUGUUGGGCCUGUUCCUCAGGCAUUUGUGAUAAACAUAGGUUACCAGUUACAGAUUAUCAGUAACAACAAGCUAAAAGGUGCCGAACAUCGAGCUGUGACAAAUUCAAGGGAUGCUAGGACAAGUGCUGCCUUCUUUGUCAGUCCUCGUCCUGACAGCAUUAUUGAACCUGCCAAAGCUCUUAUUAAUGCGGACAAUCAUCCAGUCUAUAGAGCCUUUGAGUUGACAGAGUUUAUCUCCAACUACAUGAGUACGAAAGGCAACUCUGAAGCCAGUAAGAAUUCUAGAGAUUUUGGGAUGAGGAACGCUAGUAAAGAUAAAGCAAUUGAAAUCUUGGGCAAGUUGGUUAGUUUCCUGAGGAAAUGUAUGAUUAAUAUCAUUUCUGUUGGCCCUAUGCCAAAUCACAUUGCUUUCAUCAUGGAUGGGAACAGGAGUUAUGCCAGGAAACACAAUAUGGGAAAACUGACUGGCCACAAGUUUGGUUUAUUGGCUCUGUUUUCCUGCGUCAAGUAUGGCUACGAGUUAGGUGUAAGAUAUUUAACGUUUUACGCCUUCAGCAUUGAUAGUUUCAAACAGAAUCCAGAUGAAGUUGAGCCUUUGAUGGAUUUAUUUCUAGAAUACGUUCAAGGCUUUAUGAAGGAAGAGACCUUUGUCAAUCGCUAUGGAAUGAGGGUUUUCUUCAAAGGGGACCUAAAACUCUGUAGCGAGCCUGUUAGGUUGGCAGCGAAAAAAGCCAUGCUGGCCACUGCUCAAAACUCCAAGAUAUUCUUAACCAUCUGUGUUGCCUACUCUUCCACCAAUGAGAUUGUGCAUGCUGUUCAAGAAUCUUGCGAAGAAAAAUGGGGUGAAAUCAGUUUACUGAAUGAAAAUGGAGCCAACUUUUAUUCAACUAACCCUGUGGAAAAUGAGAUUAAUGGAGGAGAGAGCUUCGUAAAAAUUACUGAUAUUGACAAGAAUAUGUAUACUGCAAUUGCACCUGAUCCUGAUAUCCUAAUCCAUACCUCUGGUGAGACCCGAUUGAGCAAUUUUCUUCUGUGGCAGACUACAUACACUUACUUGUACUGUGGCCUGAGAUGGUAUCUGGUGCCAAAAGCAAUUGAUCGAAUGCACCAUUAUGAUGACCAAGUCCCAAAUCAAUGUGCAAUCGUAGGCCAUAUGAUCUCACCAUCAACUCAUAAACAUGACAUAACAGUGUAA
This is a messenger RNA of Dovyalis caffra, 1431 nucleotides long. The record is from the annotation of a GenBank genome assembly. Lineage: Eukaryota; Viridiplantae; Streptophyta; Magnoliopsida; Malpighiales; Salicaceae.